Messenger RNA from Thermothelomyces thermophilus ATCC 42464, 837 nucleotides. RefSeq lists its product as uncharacterized. Lineage: Eukaryota; Fungi; Ascomycota; Sordariomycetes; Sordariales; Chaetomiaceae. Bases 1 to 837 code for a protein of 278 amino acids. The record is from RefSeq and is a predicted model, not a curated record. The transcript has a single exon.
AUGCACCUCUCCUCCUGGGGGCUAUGGCCCUUCCUGGCCUCGCUGGUCUACCUUGGCGCUGUUGCCGACCCUGCUGGUGUACUAGAAGUCGACCUGGUCUUCCCACGCAACGAGACAUACGCGCCCACACCCUAUAUGCCGAUCGUGUUUGGUUUCCGAAACGGCGAGCUUGCUCGGCGUCUCAAUCCAGAGAUUCUCGUCACAAUGCGCAACUCGACAGCCCUCGGGGACAUCAGCAGUUACAUUGAGACUCCAGUGACUGUGAACUGGACUAGCAACGAGCCCAACUUCGUGUACACCGUCUUUCAGAACGAGUUCGCGAUCGAGGGGACGUGGUGGAUCGCAUGGGAUGUGUGGUGGACAACUUGUAAGGUGGAGGAUGAUGGGCUUAUCCACGGCGAUAUCACGCGAAAUCACUCCAGCCGGUUGUCCGACUUCGUCAUCAAGAAGGGCGGGAAAGCAGUCGACUUGGUGGCUAUAACAGCCAACGACAAGACCUGUCCUGAGACACUGGGGAUCACCAUCAACGUUACCGACACGACCGCACCCAUUAGUUUCGCAAACCAGCCAGUCCCAUUACGCGUCUCCUAUCCACGAUUGGAAACGUGCGCGUUGGUAGCAUCCUCUACCCCGACCGCGAACCCCUGCUUGGUCCGGAUCGACUCUACCGCUGCUGCAGCCAUCUCUGCGUCGGCGAAAUCCUGGCAAUGCAUCUUGGAUCGGACACCGGACUGCCCAGACAGAUGGAAGAAGAAUACCGCCCAGCAGCUGGCUGUUGCGGGGGCGGCGUCCUUUGCAGCUGCGCUCGGAGCGUUUGGGUUUCUUCUUCUAGCAUGA